Oppiella nova is the source of this 476-nucleotide messenger RNA. Lineage: Eukaryota; Metazoa; Arthropoda; Arachnida; Sarcoptiformes; Oppiidae. The record is from the annotation of a GenBank genome assembly.
CUCAAGAAUGAGCUCAAACUCGUGAGCCUUAAGUCCGUGAAGAGAGUGGACGUCCGAUUCGAUCCCUUCCACCCAAACGUGUCGUCCAUUAGAGAAUUCUUGACAGCAAUCAGUGAACCGAAAAUCAGGGCAACGAAUCCCAAGUGUGGUCUUAAGAGUGAUAUUGUCUGCAAACGCGAAGAGCCAACCAUUACUGUAUCGCUGGAAAGUGGUAAACGAAUCAUAUUUAAGACGAGUUUAUUGUCGACCCUUGAAAUCGCCGAAAACUACAAUCAAAUACUCAACCGAUUGACACAAAGCGACAAAAGCGAGACAUAAAGCGCAGGAAUUGGAGGUUUGGUGUGUGCGAGACAUGUCUAAACACGGCGGACAUAAUGUCAACCAUUUGGCCACUGAUAUGAGUUUGUUGCAAAAACUCUACCACAAGAUCCCGGCCUUUGACGAGCUCUUCGACGAGCAAACCUUCUAUGUCUUUG